Messenger RNA from Galleria mellonella (greater wax moth), 712 nucleotides. RefSeq names its product probable palmitoyltransferase ZDHHC24. Gene Ontology annotation, cellular component: Golgi apparatus; endoplasmic reticulum. Gene Ontology annotation, biological process: peptidyl-L-cysteine S-palmitoylation; protein targeting to membrane. The coding region runs from base 1 to 639 and encodes 212 amino acids. NCBI's taxonomy places the organism in Eukaryota, Metazoa, Arthropoda, Insecta, Lepidoptera, Pyralidae. Gene Ontology annotation, molecular function: protein-cysteine S-palmitoyltransferase activity. The transcript has a single exon. The record is from RefSeq and is a predicted model, not a curated record.
AUGACAAUAGUUAGAUCGAAUCUUGUAAGAAUGUUCGAUAUAGGAAUUGUAAAACAUGCAUUACAUAUAAUACUGUCGACAUUCUGUUUUAUAAAUGUAAUUGGAAACAUGAUUAUGACCAUUGUUACGGACAAUUCUUCAAAAGGCGAUCUCAAAAAUGGAAUCUUCUGUGAAGUCUGCAAGAGAGAUCGCUCACCAAGCACCUGGCAUUGUAGAUCUUGCAAUAUUUGUAUUCUAAAAAGAGAUCACCACUGCUUCUUCUUUUCAAGUUGCAUCGGACUUCAUAAUCGACGUUACUAUCUUCUGUUCUUAAUUUACAUCGUAAUAUCCUUGGUAUAUUCUUCUUACUAUAAUUACUUCUAUAUCUCUUCAAAAUUUGAGAAUUAUGCUUUCAUAAUAUCUUUCUUUCGAAUAAUCAAUCCUUUAUUACGAUUCCUAAUUCCGGAGCCAAUGAGCAAUCGAGAUCUUUAUGUGUUCUUUUUAUUUCUGAACGUAUGUCUUCUUGGCUGGAUGUUGGCGCUAUUCUGUUUUCAUAUCAAUAAUGCAAUAAAAGGCAUUACAACCCAUGAAUCGAAGGAUAUUAGAAGCAAAAAUUAUGAAUGGAAGGAGAACAUAAUAAAUGUAUUCGGUAAACGAUGAUAUUUGACAAUCUUCUUGUAUUGUGUUAAUAGUCCAUUACCAGAAGUGACUUGUGAUAAAACUGAUUAAUAUA